AUGAAAGCCUCCAAUUCAACUUCGAGUUUCUCGGAACCGUACGAAUCGAAACCUCUGCUGCGGGACCGAGACGGAGCUAAGUUGAAGAGCGUAUCGCCCUCGACGAGCGCCGCAGCCAUAUGGUGGAAGUCGAUGAAGCAGUGGCCCAAAGAAGUCUGGCUUAUAUUCCUAUUGAAGUACCUAGAGUCUUACGCCUACUUCGUAUUCGCUUACACCUUGAUAUUGUUCCUCUCGGACGAGUUCGGAUUCUCUGAUGAGGAAGCUGGCUGGAGUUACGGUUUUUACGGUAUGCUAGUUAGCGUGUACGGAUUUAUAAUGGGUACAGUUAUCGACACCCUAGGGCCACGGUGGUCCCUUACGGGUGGUAUGAGUAUACUGCUAGUAUCCAGGCUUGUGAUGGCAACGACUUACUCAACUCACGUACUUGCUGCAGUCCUUUUCACGGUCCUGCCCAUUGGUGGCGCUCUAGGCAUACCUGUGAUGCAAAUAGCCAUCAAACGUUUCACAGAGGGAGAGGACCGUUCCACCGCGUUCUCGAUGUUCUACGUAAUUAUGAACGUAGCAGCCAUCACUGCGGCCCCGUGCAUUGAUGCCUUCCACCGGGCUUUCCCUCGUGGAGUCGUCUUGACCUUAGCUGGUGGAGACGUCCACAUAACAGUGUCCAGCUAUCGUAUCCUCUUCCUCACUGGUGCAUUCGUCACAGCUCUCUGCUUGGUUAUAUGCCUGCUCUUCCUGAAGGACCCUCCUGUGGAAUCGAACGCUGGGCGAGAGAAGGUCCCCAGCCAGAUGUUUCAGGAGGUCAUGGCCAGUGAUGGUUUCUGGCGGUUCCUGCUACUAGUCGUACUGUUGAUGGGAGUACGAGUAAUUUAUCGUCAUAUGGAUGCCACUUUCCCUAAGUACAUGGUCCGAGAGUUUGGCCCUGAUGCCCUCUACGGCACCAUUAUCGCUCUCAAUCCUCUAUGUGUGGUGCUCUUGGUCCCCCUAUUGUCACCACUAGCUUUCAAGUAUCACCCGCUGAAGCUCAUAAUCUUCGGCGCUACAGUGACGGCUAUCUCUCCAUACUUCCUCGUCAUGGGCCACACCUACAUCACCUGCGUGUGCUUCGUCCUAUGCCUCUCCCUCGGUGAGUCAAUUUGGUCACCACGCCUCUACGAGUACACGGUUUCCAUUGCAGAGGACGGUCGAGAGGGGACGUACAUGGCGUUGGCUUCUACUCCCAUGUUCGUGGCUACACUGUUCACUGGAGCGGUAUCGGGUUGGCUUCUUGAUACGCUGUGUCCAGCCAGCGGUAUACGGCAUGCAGAGUUCAUGUGGCUACUGAUCGCUCUAGGGAGUACCAUUUCCCCGGUUCUUCUCUUCGUCUUCCGAGACGCGAUUGCCGGUAGCAAGUUGUCGGAAUUAGAAUGGCCAGUAGCGAAGCAUCAUGAGGGGGCAGAGCCUGAGCGGACUACUACCACAACUUCGAGUAGCAGCAGCAUUGCCGACAUUGAUCCGCACCGUCCAAAGGAGGCUAUUGGUGAUGGUCGUGAUGAAUGUCGUGGGAAGAUCCAGAAGAUAAUUAAGGUCCGGCUGCCUCAGGAGGGGGUUCGCCUUUAUGCUGGUGCCAAUAGUACCUUCGUGCGAGUUCUAUCUUUUAUCGAGGCCACGGAGUCAGUGGCGUCCACGGUAACGGCUGUUUUAUCUCUGAGCGGAGCAACCACGCAAGGUCUGUUACUCUAUUCGAUUCAUCCGGCCUUACAGUGGACUCUAUCUAUGGCCGAGAUCGGUGUUCUAGCCACUGCUGGCGCUUCGGUACUCACAAUCAUACGGGAAUAUUCAGGGGAUCUACCGCUGGCCUGGGAGGCCUGUAUGAGAAUCGGCAUCAUCCUAAGCCCUUGGGCGACGCUCGCGACCAGUGCAUUGCUGAUAGUGACCACUUCCUCAACAUGGGCUCCCUUCUAUGCGACUGUCUUCGCUCUCAAUACUGGAGGUAUCGCUUUUGCUGAAUGGACUCGUGUUAUCCUCAGAAAGACAUCAGGUGGCUUAACUAGAACGUUAGGGACGGUCGGGGCCUGGUUUGGAGCUUUUGUUGGGGCAGCCUGCUCUGUCAUUUUGACUGUGUCCGUUGCGAGUGUUACCGGUCCUCUAUCAUUGAUAUUAUAUUCCGGCCUUUGCCAGUUGGGCUGGGGUCAGGCCACCAUCGGACUUGCCGUCACUGGUGGUAUGAGUGCUGCAGGAGCGGUAUGCGGCGGAGUGGUGGGUGUUGCAGCCGGUACACUUAACAGCAUCAAUCUUAAAAGCUCCACCGCUGAAGCUCGCCGAUUCUGGUUCGACUGGCUCAGCUGUGAUGAGCAAUAUUUAACUCGGCCAGUCUCAGUCAUGUUCCCUCCGCCUUCUCUGCAGUAUCCCCCUGUGAUCAGCGGCUCGAUACCGCCUACAGCUGUUUCUGGCUCGGAGCCUUCUGUAUUCUGGCCAUCAUAUCGAGGACUUUCCGAUCAAACCGAUGCCAAGACCGAGGCCUCUAAGCCUCCGACUACAUCUUCUGUCGCGGAGCCGGCAACUGAGACUGAAGCGAAGAGGAUAAGUGCUGCAGUGGUCAAUGGCAGACGCACGUCCGCCGUUCCGUCGAGGAAGCCAGGGUGCAAGGGGGUCGCUCCCGAGAGGAUGUCUAAGAUGAAGGAGGAAGUGGAAGAUAACGCCGUUAACGAGCUGAACGCUGAGCUGAAAGAGCUUCUUCAAGAAGCCCGCCUUAGCGAGGAGCGAUAUAAUUGCAUCAAGCUUGAGAUUGAUACACUUCGCGACCUCAAUCGCAGCAGGAGUGGCCUCAUCGCUGAAGCCAAGAGGCUAGUCCAUUCCUUAAGAGAGGAAUUGUUGGAAAAGGAGAUCUCCCUCAGACAACUUCAAAACGAGAAGGAGCAGCUGGAGCUGGAUCUCAGACUCGUUGACGAUGAUGCUCGCUUUUUCGAAGAAGAGUUGACUAGAUUACAGACGAGAGUCAAGAGAGCUCAAGCAGAAGCCGACGCAACCUUCAUUCGUGAAGAGAUGGCCAAUCUGGAGGCUGGUGGAGGAGAUGAAGAUGAUGAUGAAGAAGACGAAGGCGAAGACGAAGACGAAGAAGAAGAGAAUGAUCAUGAUGAUGAAUAUGAUGAAUAUGAGGAGAAUAGCAGCGAGGAAGAAGGGAUAGAUAACUACGAGUGCGACGAAGAUAACAGCAGCAGUAACCUCGCUGAAAACUCUGGAAUCGCGGCCCGUGAGAAUCUGGAGCAGUUCCUCGAGAUGAUGAUGGAGUUGGAACAGCUCAAGCUUGAAGCCCAAGCUGCUGAUGAAUUGAACCAGCUCGCCGAGGCACGAACUCGACUGCUUUACGGCGAUCGUAAACUUGCGUUCCCCUCUGGUUUCGUGUCUCCCAGUAUGUUGAAGAGAAGCGUUCUCCGUCAGGCGCUGGAAAAGGACGAGUCUGUGCGAUUGAAUGUAUUCGAGAAGAAACUUAAGCACCAUAAUGAGCGGCAUAACGAGAACGAUGGAACCAAAGAUAAGUAA
This is a messenger RNA of Perkinsus marinus ATCC 50983, 3519 nucleotides long. RefSeq lists its product as hypothetical. Lineage: Eukaryota; Perkinsozoa; Perkinsida; Perkinsidae. The record is from RefSeq and is a predicted model, not a curated record. Gene Ontology annotation, molecular function: transmembrane transporter activity. Gene Ontology annotation, biological process: transmembrane transport. Bases 1 to 3519 code for a protein of 1172 amino acids. The transcript has 11 exons.